UUCGGCUUUCGUGCGGUGCAGACGACUGUGUGAGAAUGGCGCCAAAAAUCAAACACUUUUCAAAAAUCAUGUAACGGUCGCUGUCAACGCAUACUUUCGGAGAUUUUAUGUGAAAAUUUGUUGUAACUGUAGUGGAAGUUUUUUAUAUAAAAAUUAGGAUUUACGAGCCAACAACAACGCGACAAAUGAAGUAAAGUGGAAAGUGCCGAGAACACACUGACAAUGUGAAGAAAAUUGCGCGCUGAUUUUUAUUGCCUAACUUGUGCCAGAAAAUAUAUUAGUAUAAAGAUUAAAAAACAAAAACAAAAAAAAAACAUUAUAUUUGACUUAAAAUGUGCCUUCACUUGCUUUGCUGAUAUUAACACAAAACCAUAAAAGUAUUAAAGGAUAAAAAAUAAGUAAAAAAUCGAGAAAAAGUUUGCGAAAAAACCACAAAAAGUGCCUUUAUGAAGUAACAAUGCGUAGUGAGAGUGAGUGAGAUAGAAAGCGAAAAAAUAUUUCUCAAAAAGAAGUACGAAAUAUUUCCUAAAAAAACCAAGUUCGAAAAUUAUUUAAAACUGCAAAAAGGCAGCCAAUCCAACCGUUAAUUUAAAUUGGAAUCGUCACUGCUGAAAUCCCGCUAGGCCCUCAUUUCGACAUGUCGCGCGAGGUUAGCUUCAGUCGUCAAUCCUUGGAGCUACGCAGUCAGGAAUCCUCAUUACUACCCGCCAUCAGCGCUAAUGCCGGCGGUGAUGUGAGUGUCAGCAACACAGACACAUUGGCCACGGCGGCCAGCACCACCUCCGCCGCCUCGGCUGCAGCGUCAGCCAAUAAUAAUGCCGGUUUGGGCGUCUCACAGCGUCGCCGCCAGCGCAAAGGCAUCACACAGCGACAGGAUUCAUGGUUUCGGCAUUCAAUGCCACCAGCCUUGACGCGCGAUUUCGAGUCCAUCGAGAAUUUGGCGCAGAACACCACAAAUGGUUUGGACGAACAGUUGGCCGCCUCGCUAUCGGGCCGUUUUGGCGCAUCCACGUCAGCGUCUUUGGCCGCUUCGGCGGCGCACAGUGGCGGUAGCGGCAGUUUGACAGUGUGCGGCUUUGGCAUCGGCGGUCUCGGUGGUUUCGCUGGCAGCGGACAGAGUGGUGGUGGCGGUGGUGCUGGUGGUGGUGGUGUGGGCGGCAAUCGUUUCAGCGGCGGCAUCAAUCUCAAUAGUGCCAAUAGUAAUUUGGGUUUCAUCGAUUCGGAUGAAUCGAACUUGCAUACACCGAUUACACCGCUCGCCUCGCAUUCGGCGUCCAUUUAUGGUGGUUUGCAGCAGCAGGGCUCGGUGUCGGCUGCCUCGGUGGCGGGUACGCUGUCAUCGUCGAAUGCAAUGGGUAAUGGUGGUAGCGGUGGUGGUGGCGGUGGUGUGUGCCGUCGGCAUAGAUCGAAGCGACGUAAGGAUUCGCGUGCGUCGGUGUUGUCAAAGCAAAGCGGUAACAGCGUGCGAAGUCGCGCCUCAGCGUUGGCCGCACGUGCUGGCCUACACAUGACGGCGUCUUUCUUGCGCAAGAAACGAAAGGAAUAUGAAGACGAUGAGGACCUCACUUCAACAGCGGCUGCGGCCGAUGAUACGGAUAGACGAAUAAUAUUUUUGAAUCGACCGCAAAUACAGAAGUUUUGCAACAAUCACAUAUCAACUGCGAAAUAUAGUUUUAUAAGCUUUUUACCAUCGUUCCUUUUUGAACAAUUUAGACGAUAUUCAAAUUGUUUUUUCCUAUUAAUUGCAUUAUUACAACAAAUUCCUGAUGUCUCACCGACGGGUCGCUACACAACACUGGUACCGUUAAUAUUUAUUUUAUCUGUGAGCGGUAUCAAAGAGAUCGUCGAAGACAUUAAACGUCAUCGUGCGGAUAAUGAAAUCAAUCAUCGUAUGGUGGAGGUGUUACGCGAUGGCGCUUGGACUUCGGUGCGAUGGCGAGAUUUGGGUGUUGGCGAUAUUGUAAAAAUACCCAAUAAUAUAUUCUUUCCCGCUGAUAUAUUGUUGUUGUCGUCGAGUGAACCGCAAGCGAUGUGCUUCAUCGAAACAGCAAAUUUAGAUGGUGAAACCAAUCUAAAGAUACGACAGGGUGUGCCAGCGACUGCGAAAUGCCUGGAAACUAAGGAUCUGCUGCAGCUGGACGGCACCGUGGAAUGCGAGCUGCCAAAUCGACAUUUGUACGAAUUCAAUGGCGUACUCAAGGAGAAUAAUAAGCCCACCGUUGCUCUCGGUCCCGAUCAGAUAUUGCAGCGCGGCGCCGUUUUACGCAACACCGCUUGGAUAUUCGGCGUUGUCGUCUACACCGGACACGACACGAAACUUAUGAAAAACUCUACCUCAGCGCCAUUAAAACGCUCAACCGUCGACACAGUCACGAAUACACAGAUAUUGAUGCUUUUUGUUAUAUUGGUCGUUUUAUCGUUGACCAGUGCGAUAUUGAACUUUUUCUGGACGCGCGACUAUGCGAAAAUGUUUUGGUACUUGGGCAUAAGUGAGGACAUCAAAAGUAAAAACGUUGGCUAUAAUUUGUUGACUUUCUUUAUUCUCUACAAUAAUCUUAUACCGAUAUCUUUACAAGUGACUUUGGAGUUAGUACGUUUUUUACAAGCCAUUUUCAUAAACUUCGAUAUACACAUGUACUAUGCGGAGACCGAUACGCCGGCCAUGGCGCGCACUUCGAAUCUCAACGAGGAACUGGGCAUGGUGAAGUAUAUAUUCUCCGACAAGACCGGCACACUAACGCGCAAUGUGAUGGUGUUCAAAAAGUGUUCGGUGGCGCGUUAUAUGUACGAACCAGCAAAUUCACCGGAGGACUCGACGAUUGUGCAGAACUUACUCGGUAAUCACAACACGGCGCCCAUCAUCAAAGAAUUCCUCACACUGCUCGCCGUUUGUCACACGGUCAUACCGGAAAAAUUCGAUGACGGCUCCAUUAUCUAUCACGCCGCCAGUCCCGAUGAGCGCGCCAUCAUCGAGGGUGCGCGCAUGUUCGGCUACAUCUUCGAAUCGCGCACACCACACUAUGUGGAGAUCAAUGCGCUCGGCACCAUCGAACGCUACGAGAUACUCAAUGUGCUCGAAUUCACUUCGACGCGCAAGCGCAUGUCGGUCAUAGUGCGUGCACCAACCGGUGAGAUUAAACUGUAUUGUAAAGGUGCCGAUACGGUGAUCUAUGAGCGUCUCUCACCCGAUGGUCAAAUGUAUCGUGAUGCCACUUUGCAUCAUUUGGAAGAAUUCGCUUCGGAGGGCUUACGUACCUUGUGCUGUGCCGUUUCGGUGAUACCGGAGGAUGUAUAUAACGAGUGGAAGGAGACGUAUCACAAGGCGUCGACGGCGUUGCAGUAUCGUGAGCGCAAAGUGGAGGAUGCCUCCAAUUUGAUUGAGAACAAUCUGAUAUUAUUGGGUGCGACCGCAAUUGAAGACAAAUUGCAGGAGGGUGUGCCGGAGACGAUAGCCUCACUGCUGGAGGCGGGCAUUUAUAUUUGGGUGCUGACGGGCGAUAAGCAGGAGACAGCCAUCAAUAUUGGCUACUCGUGCAAACUCAUUUCACACUCAAUGGAUAUUAUUAUACUCAAUGAGGGCAGUUUAGAUGCCACACGUGAUAUUAUCCACCGCCAUGUGGACGAGCUGAAGAGCACCGACAUGAAGGAGUGCAAUGUGGCGCUGGUAAUUGAUGGCCAGACAUUGAAGUAUGCUCUAAGCUGUGAUCUGAAGCAGGAAUUUUUGGAACUCUGCUUGGUGUGUCGUGUGGUGAUCUGCUGUCGCGUCUCGCCAAUGCAAAAGGCGGAGAUCGUCGAAUCUGUCACACAAUCCACCGGCGCUGUGACACUCGCCAUCGGUGAUGGCGCCAACGAUGUGGCCAUGAUACAGAAAUCUCAUGUCGGUGUUGGCAUUUCGGGCGUUGAAGGGUUGCAGGCAGCUUGUGCUUCCGACUAUUCGAUCGCACAAUUUCGUUACUUGAAACGUCUGUUGUUGGUGCAUGGCGCCUGGAAUUAUAGUCGCAUUACAAAACUGAUUCUAUACAGUUUCUACAAGAAUGUCUGCUUGUAUGUGAUUGAGCUGUGGUUCGCCAUCUACUCGGGUUGGUCGGGUCAAAUUCUCUUCGAACGUUGGACGAUCGGCUUAUAUAAUGUUAUGUUUACCGCUUUGCCGCCAUUCGCAUUGGGUCUCUUCGAUAAAGUUUGCUCCGCCGAAACAAUGCUGAAAUAUCCGCAAUUGUAUAAACCAUCACAGGAUGCGAAGCUCUUCAAUGUCAAAGUGUUUUGGGUGUGGAUAUUCAAUGCGCUUUCGCAUUCGGUAUCGCUCUUCUGGCUGCCGAUGCUGAUGACGACGAUGUCCGUGUGGCCGGAUGGCAAAACAAGUGAUUACCUCUUCUUGGGCAAUAUUGUGUACACGUAUGUCGUUGUAACGGUUUGCUUAAAGGCCGGCCUUAUCACCAACUCAUGGACCUGGAUGACACACGCCUCCAUUUGGGGCUCAAUUGCCAUGUGGUUCGUAUUCAUGGUGAUCUAUAGCAACUUCUGGCCCACCAUAAUGCUGGCGCCCAUCUUUUUGGGCAUGGAUCGUAUGGUGUUUUCGACAGUCGUUUUCUGGCUGGGUCUCUUGCUCAUACCCAUAACGACGCUUUUGCCCGAUAUUCUAUUCACAAUCGUGCAUAAUACGGUAUUCAAGUCACUCACGGAGGCCGUACGUGAGUCCGAGAUACGGCGUUACGAUCCGGAGAAUGUGAUACGAGAAUCGAAAACAUCACUCAGUGAAACAGCGAGGCUGCUGCGUAGCGUUUUUACGCGUCGUGCCAAUACCAGAGUCGAAACGGAACUAGAACUGUCGCACGGUUACGCUUUCUCCCAAGAGGAAGGUGGUGCAGUGCCACAAUCCGUCGUUAUACGCGCGUACGACACGAACUUGCCGAAACCGGAGGGCAACUAAGCGCGUGAAGCUACACAAAAAACUGCUACUGGUUAUGGAGAAGACUAUAGCAAAUGAGGAGGAAGUGUACGCUGGGUGAAGAAGAUCAUUACAGCGUGUAAAUAAAGUGGAUGGAACUGUGGAAGAUCAUUACAGAAGCCAAGCAAAGUGGAUGAAAAAGUCACGCAGGGGAUGCUGAUGAUUCCUUACUUGCAAAGAUUUAUGUGCGACCCAAACCAAGCACAUUUUUUAAUACGCCGAAAUAUUAGUAAAAUUUCAAGCAUACGAAAAAUAUCACACAAAAUACUAGCUAGUAUUUGAAAAAAUAGCAAAAAAAUUAAACUGUUGUGUAUUAAAAAAAAGUUUGUUUUCAAAUCCCCAACACAAAUGGCCAAAAAUAGUCAAAAAACAAUCAGCACCUGUUUGACAGCUGACACAACUGUCAAAACUCUGUUUCAACGUCAGUCAUAAUAUAAAUAUGUUUAAGCAGAAAUUAUGCGAAAUAUUCAUGAAAACUAACUGUGAAAAGAUAACAUUGUAUUGAAAACCAGAAGCUUAACAAAAUCAUACAUUUUUAGCAUACUAAGUUUAAAUCUAGCAUACAUAUUAAGAGCAAACUUUAUUCUAUUUAUAUAAUAUUAGCCUAAGCCAAAGAGGAAAGCGAGAAUUCAUGCAUAAUGAACAGCAUGAAUAGUAUGAACAUAAUGAUGAAGUGAAAGGUGGCAGCUUUCUUCUUCUUCUUCUUUAUUGACGUAGAAGUGGAAGCAUUAUGCAGUCAAAAUGUCAUUUGUGGCAUCAACAUUUAAAGUGGCAUUAUAAUUAUAAUUACUAUUGUGUGCAUUACUAAACCGAUAACUGACAUAUGACUUUAAUUAUUAACCGUUAUACUUAACUAGUUAAUUGUUUUUCUUAAUUUGUGUAUAAUAAAUAUGCUUGUAAAAUAACAAAAAUUAUAAAUAAGACAAAUUGUAUAAAAUAAAUUAAUAUUCACACAAAUAAAAAAAGUAAAAAAUUGUAAAAUAAAAAAUAUUGUGGAUGAAAGUUGAAAAUAGUGAAAAAUUCUACAAUUGAGAAGGCACAUAAAACAAAGGAAGUGGAAAAUAACAUAAGCAUUUUAGCUUAAUUAAAGCAACAGCAAAUAACAUGCAAAUAUUUGCUUUGGUGUUCCUAAAAAUAUUGUUUAUAUUUUUUAUACCGUUAAAAAAAUUUGACUUUUAUUAAUUUGAACUCAAAACAAAAGUUCAACAUUUUUUUUAGAAAUAAUUCAAAGCCAUAAUUAUUUCAACGAAUAUCAAAAGUGCAAAGUCAUAAAAAACUAUAUUAAAUUUUCUUCCACUAAUUUUACAAUACAAGCUACUUGAGUACAGAGCAGAAAUGGAUAUUGAAUUUAGAAUUUUUGCACUUGACGGAAUAUGCGUCUUAAUGUAGGCAACAUUUUAGCAUAAAUUCAAAGAGUUUUCGUAAUAACUCGAAAAACGGUUCUCAAAAAUGGUUCCAUCUGAAAAGUUAUAAAAAUAUAAGUAAUAAAUAUAUUUCACAAUACGGGCUUGCGUACAGAGUGGAAACGGUUAUUGAGUUUUACGGAUGAUGCCCCUUAAUAUAGGCAAUAUUUUAGCAGGAAGUCAUGUCACCCACAAUCGCCACUCAGAACCUGUGAAAAUAUGUAUACAGACAGUUUCGAAAAUUCUACUAGGCGGCCAGCAGUGUCCAGUAAGCAGUAGCGAACGGGUUUUUCCGAAAUAUCUCGAGAAGCGUUUGCGUAAUAAUAUUGGUGAUAAUUUCAUAGCAUAGAAGUGCUUCCACUCUUCAGCCACUUUUCUGUGUACAAAAUUUUGACCUUUUUCUAACCGGUUUUUCAAAAUAAUUUAUUUUUUUAUUAUAAUUCGGUGAGCUCUUGGAGAAUUUGUUGAAAUUUAUUGUUCUCCGGAAGCGGAUAUAUUUUUUAGACAAUUUUGUAGCAUGUUGUAUUGCUUGGACCAUAUUUCUGUAUUAAAAAUUCUGAUCUGAUUUUCAAAGUGAUUAACUUCUUAGUGUCAUUCGGUGGGUGCUUGGAGAUUACGUUGAAAAUUCUUGUCGCGGUCUUUUUAUCAUAAUUUCAUAGCUUGCCAGAUCACUUGGACAAUAUUUCUGUGUACAAAUUUUAGAUCUUGUUCCAUCCGGUUUCUCGAAAUAAUUUAUUUUUUAAUGUAAUUCGGUGAGUUCUUGUUGAUUUUGUUUAAAUUUUUUGUACUCCGGAAGUGUAUAUGUAUACAUAUGUUUUCGAUAAUUUCGUAGCUUGUUGUGUUACUUGUACCAUUUUUCUGUGUUAGGAAAUUUGAUGUGGUCCCAGCCGUCUCCAAAUAAUUAAGUUUUGUGUCGUAUUCGUUGGGUUCUUCGUGGAAAUAUUUUGGCUAGUAUACAACAUUUUUUGAUAAUUGCUUAGCCUCCACUAGCGCUGAGACAUUAAACAUUUUCGUCAGGUUUUCGUGUUGAUUAAACAUAUUUUAUUAGAAAUGUGUAACAAUUCUGCAUUUUUGAAUUUUUAAUUAAAAAAAAUUACUUUUGAGUUUAAAAAUUUUGUAAAAAUCAUUUAUAAAAUAAUUUUCAUUGGAUUACUUAUGUAAAACUACUUAUAUACAUACAUAUAUAUGUGCUUAGUACUACUAAUAUUAUUAAUAUGGCAUAAAAUUAACACAUUGGUACCUUAUAAUGAAUUGAGUGCAGCUUAAAACAAGAAAAAAAUAAAAUUGAAGAAAAAUUUAGUAUAAUUAUAGGCAAACUUACAAAUAUGUAUCCACAACAUUUGAGUAUCACAUAACAUUAUACAUAAAUAUUUGGAACAUUUACACUACUUUAGCUACAUUGGCACUAUAUUGAAAAAUAAUUAUUAUGAAAUUAAUGAAAAAAAUUACGAAUUAGUAACUUAUAUAAGUUUUGAGUGACAAAAACUAUUUAAUAUUAAAGUAGUUUCGAAAUAAAUUCAAAAAUCUAGAUGUGAAGACAGCUUGGUCGCUUAUUAAAACUAUUAAAACUGUAAAUAAUAGCAUAAGCAGACUUUAUAUUAAUUAAAUACUAAAGAUUAUGUGUAAUUGCUUAGGUUUUUUUUUCAAAUAUUAAUGUUGUGAGCUUUAUAUUUUUUUGAAAACUUUCUUAGACAUAAAAUGGUAAAAAAAAACCAAAAAUUCAUAAGCCUUAAAGAAAUAAAUGUUAAAAAUUUAUAUUUUUCGUGCAUAACUUUAAUUCCAUAAUUUAUGUGUUUCAAUUACUUAUCUCAAAUAUUAAACAUUAAAAAAAAUAUUUUUUCCAAUUAUUUCAUAUAAUUUUUUUAAACGGACUUACAUUAAAAAAAGUAUUUUCAAAAAAAAAUAUUUUUUCCAAUUAUUUCAUAUAAUUUUUUUAAACGGACUUACAUUAAAAAAAGUAAUUUCAAAAAAAAAUAUUUUUUCCAAUUAUUUCAUAUAAUUUUUUUAAACGGACUUACAUUAAAAAAAAAUUAUGUCAAAUUAUUUACAAUUUUUGUAAGACAGUUUUAUAUAUUAUACUUAUAUUUGUAUACAAUAUUACGUGAAAAUCAGUUUGAAUGCCUAAAACAAAAAAUAAAAAGCUAUAUACUUCGUGUGACCUUCACUAAACGUCCUGUAACUUGACUAUCAUUUUCCUAACAGCACCUUAAAGUAAAUAAAUAAUUUAUAAAAAUUA
This is a messenger RNA of Bactrocera neohumeralis, 8584 nucleotides long. It is a transcript of the gene ATP8A, whose product is annotated as probable phospholipid-transporting ATPase IA. The record is from RefSeq and is a predicted model, not a curated record. Bases 638 to 4927 code for a protein of 1429 amino acids. Gene Ontology annotation, molecular function: ATPase-coupled intramembrane lipid carrier activity; magnesium ion binding; ATP binding. Gene Ontology annotation, biological process: phospholipid translocation. Gene Ontology annotation, cellular component: plasma membrane. NCBI's taxonomy places the organism in Eukaryota, Metazoa, Arthropoda, Insecta, Diptera, Tephritidae. The transcript is spliced from 16 exons.